AUGAUAAUUGUAGCUGGAGGUCAACCCGACUCUGUGUUCAACUCUUCGGACGACUUGGUGAAAUUGGCUGGUGCCGCUUGUCAUUUAGAAGUACAAGUCUUGGUGGACCAAUACGGAAAUGCAAUCAGUUUAUUUGGUAGAGAUUGUUCAGUCCAACGUCAUCAUCAGAAAAUCAUUGAAGACGCUCCGGUCACUAUUGCUCCUACUGAUACAUUUGAACAGAUGGAGAAGGCAGCAUCCCUUUACAAGGCCUCGACUGAUAAUUUCUAUUUCCUUGAACUCAAACCCCAUCUACAAGUCAAACAUCCCACUACAGAAAUGGUCUCAGGUGUGAACUUGCCAGCAGCUCAACUUCAAAUCGCCAUGGGAAUUCCAUUACAUCAAAUCAGAUAUAUUUCUACCUUACACGUUGUCGCUGUCCGUGCCGAGAACUCUGGUCAAGCUUUCAAACCUUCCUCUGGAAAGCUACAACGACUUAACUUUAGCUCUGAAAUGAAUGUUUGGGGAUAUUUCUCAGUUGGAACAGCUGGUGGACUCCAUGAGUUUGCUGAUUCACAAGUUAAGUUUUUUGGAAUACACAAAAAAACAAACCAAAAGAUAAGAUUGAAAUCACAAAAACUUUGA
This is a messenger RNA of Melampsora larici-populina 98AG31, 624 nucleotides long. RefSeq lists its product as uncharacterized. NCBI's taxonomy places the organism in Eukaryota, Fungi, Basidiomycota, Pucciniomycetes, Pucciniales, Melampsoraceae. The transcript is spliced from 4 exons. Bases 1 to 624 code for a protein of 207 amino acids. The record is from RefSeq and is a predicted model, not a curated record. Gene Ontology annotation, molecular function: ATP binding; acetyl-CoA carboxylase activity.